AUGACUGACGAGCAAAAGAAAACAUUCGUCAAAUUGAAUGAAAAAACGACCCAGCCGCUUUACAAUUCGCCGGAGAAGAGCAGUAAAUCUGGGGGGCGCGUAGGCAACAGCGCCAGGGCGAAGGAGAAGAAUGAGAGGAAGGAACGCGUAGACGAGGCCACUCAUACCGAAGGACGCAUCAACGUGGGCGCGACGGUGUACACCCGGUUUAUGCAGCAUGAUAAGUCAGGGGUCUUCGGCGGCGGUCAGGUCGCAGUGUGGGUGCAAGAGGGGAAAGCAGUGGAGCAAGGGUGGGGGGAGAUGCUUCUGGAGAGCGGCGACGUGGUGUAUGCCAAAUUGGAUGACCCAGCAGUUACACGGUGGGAGCUACCUGACGCCACAUCGUUGCAGAGCGACGCAACAGCGGUAAUGAAGACAUUUACUCCCAGGAAGGAAUGGCCAGAGCCACUGCAGGCAGUUGUAUGGGUGGAGGCAGCAAAGGCGUUGGAUGAGUGUUUCAUGUCCUCCGGUGACGUGGACAACGCCACUGAGGUGGAGCGGUCGAAUAUGGUACAUAGCAUUGCCAAUACGUAUAUGGCAACCUGCGGCGUAGAAGGUCAUGAUCAAAACUUACAAAAGUGGUUACAUCAUGCCGCUCUGGCGGAGUUUGAGUCCUUUCUAAAGAGAAGGCACGCGACAGCGGCUGCGAACCAAACAGUGAAUCGGCGGGCGGCGACACUGCUGCUGCAGGGAACGCUUGGCCCAGUGGAGCGCGUAGUGAGAGAGGUGGGCAACAAAUCCGCUGCCACCACCACUGUCACUGCCGUUGACUCGACCCAAGACGGGAAUAACAACGAGAUGAGAACGGAGGCGUUACUUCCGUCACCAUCGUCGCCUUUUCUCCCGCAGGCAAAAUUUUUGCUGAACCCAUAUUAUGCCAAUCUUUUGCGUCAUCCAUCUGCGCGCCGUAGUUGUAUCGAAUCUCGGCUUGAGGCGACUACUUUUGCAGCCGUUGGUUCAGGUGAGGUCCGUGUUCUCUGCGCUGUUGCCGCUUACGAGGGACACAAAGGUCCCAAAAAGCGUCUGUUUGCGGUAGCGCGUGACUGGACGGGCGCAUUUGCUUUUUUCGUUUUGGAGCCUUUUAAUGAUACAACAGAGGCCGUUGUUCUUGACUCCUACCCACUGCUGGGCUCAGUGGACAUGAACCCAGAGUCGCACCAGAGAAUGGCGUUCCAUGUGGAUGGGGUGAAAUUUGUGGCCUCCUUUAAAGACAAUGAAACCGCCAGGUGGCUCCAUGACGCCCUAAAAGCAUCAAUGGCGUUCAUGUACGGCGAGGGAAGUGAUAGUGAACGAAUUGUGAAGAUGCGAGCCUACAGCGUGGAAUUUGCCGCCCAGUACGCUUGCGAAGAUUCCACGGCACUUGAGUUGAUGACUGCCAUUCUCUCUGUAAGUGAUGACUGUGAUGGAACUUUGAUGGAGAGAAGGUUUGCGCAGUUGCGUCGUUGUCUGCGCACGGCGGAGGGAAGAGACACAGUGGCACUGCAGUGGCUCAGUUCCGUGAAAAAGUUGACCAGCAAAAAUAGUGUUUCCACUACCACAAUGUCCACGGCGAAUCACUUGCAUGUUGUGGAGGUGUUUAUUCAAUGUCCCACCAGACACACUGAUGCGAGGCUCUCUCAACGCAUGUAUGAAGGUAUAGAGGAUAUGGGGAGGCACACUCCGGAGAUAAUGGCAACGUGCUCACGUCUUGCUGUUCUUCUUGAUUACACGGAUCGCGUUAUGCAGACAUGGAGCUCAAGACACGUGGUUCCGGACGUUCCGUUUGAGCCGUGUUUUAAGCCUGAGAGUCAUUCGCCGGCUGCUUUUUACGAGGCUGCAAUGCUGAACGAGAGGCGAACGCGGGGUGAAGCAUACCGUCUUUCAUCAGGCAUAUACUUGGUGGUGAUCUGCUUUUGUGGUGAGAAGGUUUUUACGGACACGUCUGGGAAUUGGGUUGCAGAAGCCGUUCAACAUGGGCCCACGCUUGAGGAACUUCAACAGAUUGCAGCAGAUUCUGAGAGUUAUCGUUGGAUGCUUCGCCUCGGUGGGACCGAUGCGAAUUGGGCCAAUAAAGAGAACCUUGAAACAUGGGAAGCGCUAUACAAGGAACGUGGUGGAGAUUCAUUUAAGGCUCGUUUUAUACGAGCUGCCAGCCGCCUACGCGACCGAGGCGUGUUUCCCAGACUGGGAUGCCUCUUUGAUACCCCAAUUUUUCAGGAGGAGGUUGGUACCGCUCUUAUCCUCACUCUAUGCGAGGUGGAUGCUGAGACAGAGGUUUCACCUGCUGCGGGGGUGUGGCGCAAUCUCUGUGACGUGGAGGCCUCCAUCUACACGCAGUCCCUGAUGUGCUCCGAGAAUGCACGUGUGAGGUUUUUACCUACUGGCUAUCGCCGUUGUGUCCGCUACUUGAGCGCCGCAGUGGAGUAUCAGAUGAGCCUCGCACGACGCUUGUCACCAGGGUUUUACGUAGGUUUUUUUCUCACCACGGUGAGCACAGAGGGAAUGCUGAUGCUUGUUCCUGAGUGCAAUCGAAAUCUACCGCCGCUGGUGAAGGUGAGUGACGAGCCGCCGUCGUUGCCGCAAUGGCGGUGGCUGCAGAGUCUAAACUACCGAAGACAAACAGCGCAGAACUUUGGGCUACCCACAUUGAGGGAUCUUUUCACCCCGUUAAAUGCGGAUGCGCCAUUUGAAAGCAAAGUAGCUUACGCCGUAGCGGCUUUGGAGGCGGCGGUGGGACUCAAGAUAGAACAGUUUUAUGACCUGGAUCUCUUUGCGCUGAAUGAGGAGCAAACCAUCUACACCUUCUUUGCUGUGGCGUACUAUCCACCACCACUGCAAGGUGUCGAGAGGGUUCCUGCGGCACCCAAAGGUCUUGUGCCCAUGACGUUUAAACUUGUACGUUUGGUGGAUGACCAUCAUCAGCGGCGUUACUGGAGCGCCGUGUACGGUUCCCUUGCGGAUGAAGGAGAUCGUGCGUACCGGAUGCUAUGUUCCACGACGCAGCCUUUUACCUCGGACGAGGCGAUCCGCCUGAAAACUGCAAACGAAGCAAUGCUCUAUGCGAUGGAGUUAGACAGAUAUGCACUCUUAUUCAGCUGGGCAAGGGAACUUGCCAUCUGGCUUGAGACAGACGCCCAGACGCUGGUGCAACGAUACACAGGAUGGCCUGUGAAAACUUCAGCAGCAAAUACAGUGAAUGAGGAAAAAGCAAGGGAGUCCGCAUCUUCUGGUACCUCACAUUCAGUGGAGGAGGUGGUGGAUAUUGCCGUAUCUAACCAGACGUCUUCAACAGAUCCGAGGUUGCCUGCGAUGAAAUCCUUGUUGCUGCAGCUAAGAUCCACAGGUGAAAAGGGCUGGGGGAAUGUCCUGCAGCGUUUGCAGGAGAUGGACUCUGCUGUGACAGAGCGCUACGCAGGCGAGGAAGCCUCGGCAGCGGAGGCGAAUAAACUGUCACUGACAUUGCGCGGUUUUGAUGACGUACCACUGGACGAUGGGUUCUUUGCUGCGCGCCCCGCCACUGUGUAUGAGCUUCCCUGCACAUUGAUGGAGUUUGUUUUGAAUGAGGGCAACAUUGACGACUCGUACCUUUUUGUCCGUGAGAUCGUUGACGAUGUGAUUGAACUGGCUGCAGCAGGUAUUGCUGUUGCCGCACUCGGCCGCAUUACAGAAACAAUGGUGUCAUGUGUUGAGGUCGCGGAGGACAUGCUGGAUGGGGCCGCGCUGGAAGCUUUGCGUCUGGAGGCGGAGGAGAAGGCGUGGACUGAGCGACAGGCGUUUCUAAAGAGAUGGAGUGGGAUGCUUAAUGCAAGACUUGCUCCAUCUAUGUUGGACGAGUUGGAGGCGCCGGUGGAGGAUUUGGAGCCAAUCUUUUACGCAGGAUCCUCGCAAUACAUCCGAAGUGGCAACGACGGACUUCGUGUAUGCCUUGCACGUGCUGCAAGUGACGCAAACCAGUUGCAGGAGCUCUUGCGUGUUGCUAACUCUGCUCUGCAUGGUCUGGAGUUGAAUCAGUGCAUCCACGCCUACAAUAACGCCUUUCAAGAAAAUGGGCAGACCCUCUUCAACGACAGACCUGGGAAAAAGGAGCAGAGGGUGCAUCGAGGAGAGGCUGCCACUGCCCCUAUUCCUACUCCAGCACCGCAACUCGUGACGCUUGUUUCUCGCGAGCAUCGUGAAAUUCAUUUAUAUUCACUUGAUCCCUUGCGAUGUUUCCUGUUGCAGGGUGACCAGACACGUGUAGCAUUUCCGGAGCUUGGAUAUGCCGAGUUGAAGGUGCUUGGAGAUCAUAUGAAUGCGCCGCCGCUGGAACUUGCCUCACAGCUCCGCGACCUGCGUCCUACAGACGAGCAACAGAGGCAGAAGUUAUUGAGCAUGUCACUUGAACUGCAAGUGCCGCUUCUUGCCAUUCGGCUUUUGCCGUUGGUGUACUGUCCCGAAACUGGUAAUUUUGGUGAAAAAGAAGCGAACGCAGCGCGGAAAGCAUUAACCGGAAGAGACUUUUUCUUUUUAUACAGCGUCCAAGAUUGGUUUCGGAUGGAAUUGCUUGGUGGACCUGCGACCCUUAGCGGCUUCGAUGUUCUAUGGUGGUUGCGUUACCUGCAGGAGAUGGGGGAGGAAGAGGAGGCCUACAAUACAUACAGCGGCGCCUGGAAGCAGGUGUACGCAGAGGCGCGCGUCUGUGUGCAGCUUUCCCGCGGCGUGGACUGUGUCGCGGAGGAGGAGGUGCUGCUUUGGCGUGAGGAGCUUGGCUACCUUGUGGCGUACAUGAGCUUCAGGGGAAAGGCGAAUAUCACAGACGCGGAGGUGACGGUUUUGGUAGAGACGUGCCCGCAGCUGCAGUCACUGGAUCUCUCCGGAACGGCCGUGACCGACGAGUCGGUGCACCUCCUGUGCACACGAUGCAAACGAUUGGUGGAAUGCAACGUUAUGGGGUGUCGCGUUUCAUGUGAUGCUGCGAUACAUCUAACUGAUUUCUGCAGAAGAAAUGUACAGAGUGUGUAG
Trypanosoma rangeli is the source of this 5019-nucleotide messenger RNA. Its product is annotated as putative leucine-rich repeat protein. NCBI's taxonomy places the organism in Eukaryota, Euglenozoa, Kinetoplastea, Trypanosomatida, Trypanosomatidae. The transcript has a single exon. The coding region runs from base 1 to 5019 and encodes 1672 amino acids. The record is from RefSeq and is a predicted model, not a curated record.